GGGCUAACGCGGGGCAUCCUUGCAGGUGGCAGUCGAGAGCAUUUCAAAGCGCCCACGCCAUGGUGGCCAAACAGCGGAUCCGGAUGGCUAACGAGAAGCACAGCAAAAACAUCACCCAGAGGGGGAACGUCGCCAAAACCCUGAGGCCGCAAGAAGAGAAAUAUCCUGUAGGACCAUGGCUGUUGGCACUGUUUGUUUUUGUUGUCUGUGGCUCAGCCAUCUUUCAGAUCAUUCAGAGCAUCAGGAUGGGCAUGUGACAGUCCCGGGGAUCUGACACGGCCUCCUGGAGGCCGGAGGACCGCGAAGUGUUCAGCCAGUAUCUGUGGGAAGCAAAGCCACACAGAACAGGAAAAAGUCUCCCUCAGUUGUUCCCUAAUCACUUCAUCGUGGAUGUCAGACCAAAUUGCUUCUCCCAGGACAUCUUGGCGCGUCUGUGUUCUGAAGCAGAAAGGACAUUUUGCUUUUCUGAUGGCCGGAUUGUUAGCCAUGCGGGUCGUCCAGGGCAGCGUGUCUGUGUGCUUUUUCCCUUGGUUUCAUUAAUGUAUGCAU
Messenger RNA from Cynocephalus volans (Philippine flying lemur), 549 nucleotides. RefSeq names its product stress associated endoplasmic reticulum protein family member 2 (gene SERP2). Gene Ontology annotation, cellular component: endoplasmic reticulum. Gene Ontology annotation, biological process: endoplasmic reticulum unfolded protein response. The coding region runs from base 60 to 257 and encodes 65 amino acids. The record is from RefSeq and is a predicted model, not a curated record. The transcript has 3 exons. NCBI's taxonomy places the organism in Eukaryota, Metazoa, Chordata, Mammalia, Dermoptera, Cynocephalidae.